AGAUUUCAUUCAUCUCCUUUGCUGUCACAUGUGGAAAGAUUUAAGUGCUGCUGAACAUAUUUGAACCAUCCAAGUCUAAAAGCUUUAAGAAAUUUGAAACCAUGAUGAAUUUCUGUCAGAAGAAUAAAGUGGAUUUCUCAAAUGACAAUGAAAUGUAUAAGACAGAAGAAAGCCUACUCAAAUGUACUAAUCCAGAUGAAAAGAGAGAAAAGAAUCAUGUUUAUUGUCUUCUUGAUAUAAGUGACAAUAUACUUGAGCAAGAGCAAAAUAUAAGAUCCAAGGAGUUUUUUAUUGGCACCGGAUGGGAGGAAGCAGUACAAGGCUGGGGUAUGGCUUCUCCAACUGCCUGCAUUUGGGCAAGAAAGAAAUGCAAAAAACCAAGGGCAGGAGAAUGUGUUAGCAGCUGCUUGCUAUGUUUAAAUAUGUUACAAGUCACUGACAAAAACAUGAUGCCUUUUGCUGAGCCAGCCAAGCCCGAGGUGAAACUGCAAGCCAGCACACCGGUCCUUGUGAUGACAGGAAAGGAAGAGGCCACUCCCCCAAGCCAGGAUAUAGCCAACUGCACAGAAAGUCUGUCCAAGGAAAUCAGCAAAAUCUGCUUCCCAACCCCUAAUCAGGGGGAACGGAAGAGCCUGCAAGUAAAGGAGUUUGUUUGGCACCCAGAGAAGUGGUUUGCACCGGACAGUUUCAAGGAUGUCAGAAGGCCAGAAAAUGCUGGUGUCCACUCAGACAAAGAUAGCACUGCUUUGGAGUCUCUGACUUCUAAGUCUCUUUUAGUUCUGCCUCCCCUCAAAGCAUCUUCCAGAAAUAACCUGGAUGUCAUUGUAAAGAGGAGUAAAAGCAUUUUCACUAAUUCAGAAGAGAAACUGCCCAGUUCAGAUAAAGCUGAGAAUAUUUCUUGUAUUUACGGAAACAAGACUUUUGAUCACAAAGGAGAAAAGAGACUUGUUGAAACAAUAAGGUGUUCUGUGGACAAGCAUAUUAAGUUAAAUGAUGCACCUUCCUUUUCUCCACAAAUUACAAGGACUUUAUUUCCUGAGCCUGAGCAAUGCUGUUUGCACUGGUCCUUCCUGCCGGAGAAAGAUUUGACAUCCAACCCUAAUUCAGUUAAUUCCAAAAAGUUUAGCCAUCUUGCUACCUUGCGGCUGAUGGAAAAACAGGGAAUGCAGAAUGGUAAAGUCAAAAUCAAAAAUGAGUUAAGACCUCCUGUUAAUAUCAGAAAGCGAAAUUUCCUUGAGGCCAAGCGAGAAAACCGGUCUAAAACUGUGGAGGCCAAGGUUUUUUCAGGUCCUAUGUUGCCAUCUCUAACUGUGAACAGAGUUGUAAUCCCCAUGUUGCCUUAUAGACUCCUAUAA
Molecule: messenger RNA, 1355 nt
Organism: Trichosurus vulpecula (common brushtail)
Lineage: Eukaryota; Metazoa; Chordata; Mammalia; Diprotodontia; Phalangeridae
Gene: C3H16orf46
Product: chromosome 3 C16orf46 homolog
Exons: 3
Coding region: 102-1355 (417 amino acids)
Source: RefSeq, a predicted model, not a curated record